Molecule: messenger RNA, 631 nt
Organism: Marasmius oreades (fairy-ring Marasmius)
Lineage: Eukaryota; Fungi; Basidiomycota; Agaricomycetes; Agaricales; Marasmiaceae
Exons: 3
Coding region: 115-474 (119 amino acids)
Source: RefSeq, a predicted model, not a curated record
AAUCGCAGUCCUUAUACCUGUUAUUCUGAAGGUCUCUCGUGAAUUCGUCACAGUUGUCAUUGCAACUUUGAACUUUUGUCCGUGUGUUGAACCGGUCGUUGGACAUUUAUCUUCAUGGACUGCCUAGGCUGCCAAGGUAACGGGUCAAGUCACUCCAAAGGACCCUACUAUUCAAUUCUGGGUGGAUUCAUUGUCGCAGAGCGUCACGGUGAAGCACAAUUUAACAUCUGGGAACUGUUUCCCAGAUACUCGUUAUUGCCUCAACAACUUCAAGAUCGUCAUGUCACUGUGUUCCGUGUCGGUGUCGCGCUGUUACAAGUCUUGCCAUGUACGAGCGUAUUCGCAAGGCUCGUGCCAUCUCGUAGUCCAGUCCGGCUAGCGCUAUUGAUGACCUUCAUGAACGAAUCGGAUUUCACCAUAUUCUCAGACAGUUGUAACGAAAAGAAGAAGAACCCGAUGCCGACUGGUGGGUAGAGGUGAACCGUUUGAACACCUGGGAACCAACACAACUAUGUAUCGAAAUUUUUAUUACAAAGGGCACAACUACCGGUUUUGAUUUGACUAGGCAAAAAUCAACAUUGAGAUUGGCACCUCUCAGAGUUUGAUACAUAGUUUUAUCACCCAAACAAAG